ACAGGACGAUGCUGAGCUGCAUUUCCACCAUUCUGUGAGGAGAGGAGGAUCCUCCUGCGCACCCACGGCACACAGGGAGACGCAGGCCAAUAAAGAAGAAAAAUAGCAAUAAAAUACGUAUAAAAUAAGUUAAGCUUUUUAUCUGCCGCCAUGUCAGCCGGAGGAGAUUUGGGGAACCCCCUGAGGAAAUUUAAACUCGUGUUUUUAGGAGAGCAAAGCGUGGGCAAAACAUCUCUCAUCACCAGAUUCAUGUAUGACAGUUUUGACAACACAUAUCAGGCGACCAUUGGAAUUGACUUCCUAUCAAAGACCAUGUACCUGGAAGACCGGACAGUAAGGCUGCAGCUUUGGGAUACAGCUGGACAGGAGCGCUUUAGGAGCCUCAUUCCCAGCUACAUCCGGGACUCUACAGUGGCGGUGGUUGUCUAUGACAUUACAAACGUAAACUCGUUCCAGCAGACCUGCAAAUGGAUUGACGACGUCAGAACGGAGAGAGGAAGUGAUGUAAUCAUCAUGCUCGUCGGCAACAAGACAGAUCUGGAGGAAAAGAGGCAAAUCACGAUUGAGGAAGGAGAGCAGAGAGCCAAGGAGCUGAACGUCAUGUUCAUUGAGACCAGUGCCAAGACGGGCUCCAACGUCAAACAGCUGUUUCGUCGAGUGGCGGCUGCCCUACCUGGGAUGGAAAGUCUGGACGACGCAAACCCCGAAGGCAUGAUUGACAUCAAGCUGGACAAACCAGCAGAGCCCACCGUCCCGGAGGGCGGGUGUUCGUGUUAACUCAGAGCUGCUUCUGGAAGGCUCCCUUCACACCAUAGGCUUGUUGUGUUGCUUAAUACCAGCUAGCUUCCAGUUGACUUCUCUAAUUGGAUAUAGGAGCAAGGCCUUGUAUCUGAUUGGACAAAUCAAAUGUUAUCUUUCAGUCUUGUUCAGUUGUAAGAUAUUGUAUACUUUGUCAAUAUGUAAGAGACUGGACGAGGAGAAAAAUAAACAUGUUGCAAUGAAAAGGAACAAUAAAAAAAGAAACAGUUUGGGGAAAAAUAAGAAAAAAAAGAGAAAAAUGGGGCAACCAACAGAGUUCUUUUCGCUGUUAUGUUUUGUAUUUUUUAUAUAUAAAAAGGGAAAGCACCAAAAAUAAGGCCUAAACACAGAAGGGGAAAAGUCAGAGGGUCAGCUCUUGAUGGCCGAACACGUCUGAAUGUCUGCAGCACGCAUGCACGCUGAUCUGAUCUCUGACCUUUGGCCAGCCCUCCAGGGUCUCAGUGCUCUGGUGGGGGGCCGACUAUCUUAAAAUGUUUUAUAGCAUCUCUCUAUAGCAUCUCAUGACAAAACCUUUCUCAUUUAAUAUUCCCCACAAGAGUCAAAUAACUUCCAGUAGGUUCACCUAACAGUAGCUGUGAAAACGUGGCACUGUCUCUCUCUCUCUUUUAUAGAACAAACUGUACUGUGGUUAAAAAAAAUAAAGAGCUAAUAAAAAAGACAGCUUACUGUCACAACCCUCUGUCCCUCCAUCUUACCCUCUGCUGUUCCUUCUUGCCUCCCUCUUUCUCUCUCCCUUCAGUCUCCCUUCCCUCCAUCCUGGAAAUAGACAUAUAACAAUCCACUGUAAUGCACUGCACUGUAUAUAAUAAUGUAAUAUGUAUGUUGUGAACGUCCCUCUGUAGAAGUGGUCCUUGUUCACCAGUAUGAAUAGUGUAAUAACGUUUAAUGAUGAAUAAAUUACAGAUUAAAGGGCUUCACUCUCCUAACCAUCAACAUUCA
Messenger RNA from Girardinichthys multiradiatus, 1758 nucleotides. It is a transcript of the gene rab6bb, whose product is annotated as RAB6B, member RAS oncogene family b. The record is from RefSeq and is a predicted model, not a curated record. Bases 151 to 777 code for a protein of 208 amino acids. The transcript is spliced from 8 exons. Gene Ontology annotation, molecular function: GTPase activity; GTP binding. NCBI's taxonomy places the organism in Eukaryota, Metazoa, Chordata, Actinopteri, Cyprinodontiformes, Goodeidae.